AUGCAGUUCAAAAAGUUCCUAGAUGUGCUGAAGCAACUACAUGUAAACAUACCUUUGGUGGAAGUUCUAGAACAGAUGCCGAAUUACGUAAGAUUCCUAAAGGAAAUACUCACCAAGAAGAGAAAGCUGGGAGAGUAUGAGACUGUGGCGAUGACCAAGGCAUGCAACAAUAUCCUCACGAGCAAAAUUCUAGCGAAGAUGAAGGACCUUGGAAGUUUUACGAUACCUGUUUCCAUUGGAGGACAAGAAAUAGGACUUGCAUUAUGUGAUUUGGGAGCCAUCAUCAACCUCAUGCCCUUAUCCAUCUAUAACAAGUUGGGUAUAGGAGAAACAAGGCCUACAACAGUGACACUGCAACUUGUAGACCGGUCCAUCACGCAUCCGGAAGGGAAAAUUGAAGACGUCUUGAAACUAGUAGCAGAUCUACCAAUGGAAAAGGAUCAGAUGUUGCUGAGCAUGCUCAAAACCCAUCAGAAGGAAAUUGGAUGGACUAUUGCAGAUAUUAGGGGAAUAAGCCCCAGCUUUUGCAUGCACACGAUUGUGCUGGAAUAA
Momordica charantia (bitter melon) is the source of this 552-nucleotide messenger RNA. RefSeq lists its product as uncharacterized. The record is from RefSeq and is a predicted model, not a curated record. Lineage: Eukaryota; Viridiplantae; Streptophyta; Magnoliopsida; Cucurbitales; Cucurbitaceae.